This is a messenger RNA of Rotaria sp. Silwood2, 291 nucleotides long. The record is from the annotation of a GenBank genome assembly. NCBI's taxonomy places the organism in Eukaryota, Metazoa, Rotifera, Eurotatoria, Philodinida, Philodinidae.
AUGUCGCAUGCAACACGCGAUCCGGAUAAUCCACCAGCUUACUAUUAUACGUUAACAGAAAAGCAGCAACACAAUUGGCGAAAAACAGCAAAGAAAAUAAAGAAAAAUGAAGAUCUCCAAGUAAAAUAUCCACCAUUCAAGUCAUCAUCAAAUAUCAACAUCAUUCAAGUCAUCAUCAAAUAUCAACAUCAUUCAAGUCAUCAUCAAAUAUCAACAUCAUUCAAGUCAUCAUCAAAUAUCAACAUCAUUCAAGUCAUCAUCAAAUAUCAACAUCAUUCACAUCCACCAUAA